UCCCCCCGUUGCAUUUUUGUUCGUCCGCAGCGCAACGCCAUCGCCGACGGUGCAGUGCGUUACGUGUCGUCCGUGUUUUCGUUUGUGCGUAAGAUUUAUCGUUAUUGUAGUGUUUUAGGUAUCGUAAACGAAAUUCAAAUAUUAUUGUCGUGAUAAUAACAAACGUCGGUGGUAGAGCUGUCAUUAGGAUCGUAAAACAAUAAACUAAUAAUAUUAUCAAUUACCGUCAUCGCGCCGUUUGUCAGACCGCCAAAGGGGAAUUUCAUCGUUUAGUGUGCGUUAACCGCCGCCGCCGCCGCCGUAACACCACCAGUGCAUAUUAUUAGCGUAGUUGCAACCGGCGCCGAGUGCGAUUUACCAACGUCCCUGUUACYACUUACCGGGUAUAAUUUGCGUGGUUACCGCGUCGACGUCUACUACAAGCUGCACAGGCGAACGUGAGUGCGCGCGCGCGCAGUACCGACCGUUGAAGUUGCAACGUGACUUGUUAGUGAUCGUCGCAGCAUUUGCCUACUUCGCCGAGACCGGUUCACACGCGGCGCGAAUCAUGUUCGUCGACGUGCUCAAGAGGUACCUGCUGAUCGUGUGGAACUUCUUCUUCGGACAGGUCUCUACUGAAUCAAUAAAAGACAGUCCACCGUCCUGUACCGAAGACAAACCAAUAGUUUCGGCUGAUGUAGUUCCACCCGUUGAGGUCGAUGAUAAUGACGAUAAGAUCGAAAACGGAGGCGACGAAGAUGAUGAUAUCGAAGAAAUUUUUAACGACGAAGAAGGAGAAGAAUUGGAUUUAGAAGACGAAGAUGAAAUCGAAGGAGACCAAGACGAAGAAAAAGAACCUAUUGUACCACCCAAAAAACCGGAAGACAAAGUAAUUACAAAUGACGUACCUACUAAACCCAGCGUUCCGGCUAAUAAGACCGAAGAGGUGAAAGCACCGUUCGUGGUGCCAAAACCGAAAGACGAAGUAAAAAAACCAGAGCCUCCAAAGGCACCGGAGGAAAUCAGUGAAAAACCAAAAAUCGACAUCGAUAACACGAAAAAAUCGGAAACACCCGCCAAACUAAAACCGGAAUUCGAGACGGGUGAGAAGGAAGGAGCCCCAGCCAAAGCGGUGUCCCCCGAAAUAGACGGUUCCAAGUUCAAGUCUGAGUUUGAAGUCGUAGAGAGGGAGGACAGAGACGUGGUGCCGCAGAAGCCUGCAAAGACCGAGUUCGAAGUCGCGGAAAGAGGAACGGUGGCGGUGAAACCGGUGCUGCCGCCGCCGCCACCACCACCGUCGUCAUCGUCGUCGGCGGUCAAAAAAGACGAUCCACCUAGCCAGCCGUCGGUAAAAAUCGGCGGUGGUGAUAAUGAUGGCAAAGAAGCACCUAAACCGACGACGGUGCAGGAAAAGGCCGCGGCCCACGUGAAAUUUCAAGAAAACGAUAGCGACGACACCUCGGGCAAAGGCCACGCGCCGGUCGUGGACUUUGCCACUCUGGAAAAAGGCGAAACGGUCGUUAAACCACCGACAGUGACGACGGUCGGACGUAAUGCCGUCACCGGAGACGCGGUCGGAGACUUUUUGUCGGCCGAACAGUCGCACGGCGGUCAACUCCUGCAGAAAAGUCACCACGAAUCCAUUCAAGACCAACAGUUGGACUAUAGUGAUUCUGGUGAAGAGCUAUCGGACGACGACAUUGAAAUCGAUUACGAGGACGACGAGGACGACGAAGAAGUGGUAGAAGUGAAGCCGCUGCCGCCCGUCGCCCGAAGCGUUUAUAAAAAGAACGACUGAACCACAACCGUGUUUUGUUUAGUUGUCUMGACAGCCAUUGUAUAAAAAUAGUUAAAACACAUAUAUUUCUUCUUUUUAUAAUUAUUGUAAUUAAAAAAAAAAAUCUU
Molecule: messenger RNA, 1884 nt
Organism: Diuraphis noxia (Russian wheat aphid)
Lineage: Eukaryota; Metazoa; Arthropoda; Insecta; Hemiptera; Aphididae
Source: RefSeq, a predicted model, not a curated record